Messenger RNA from Phanerochaete carnosa HHB-10118-sp, 675 nucleotides. RefSeq lists its product as uncharacterized. Gene Ontology annotation, cellular component: U4/U6 x U5 tri-snRNP complex; spliceosomal complex. Bases 1 to 675 code for a protein of 224 amino acids. The record is from RefSeq and is a predicted model, not a curated record. Lineage: Eukaryota; Fungi; Basidiomycota; Agaricomycetes; Polyporales; Phanerochaetaceae. Gene Ontology annotation, biological process: mRNA splicing, via spliceosome. The transcript is spliced from 3 exons. Gene Ontology annotation, molecular function: zinc ion binding; nucleic acid binding.
AUGUCUUCAGGCGGGGCGUACGGCACGAAGGCCUCGGACACCGACUUUAGGAAGAAAUGGGAUAAGGAGGAGUAUGCCGAACGCGCGAAGCAGAAGGACGAGGAGGAGCGGGAGCGUAUGAAAGAGAACGAGGAGCGCGUGAAGCAGGGAAAGAAGCCGCGCAGAGGCAAGAAAGAAGACCUGCCCAAGCCCACAGAGCUCAUGAAGCAGCGCGAGGGCUCGCUCGACCUUGACAAGAACCUCGGUAAGACAAUGGUUGUGCAGAACACCAGUGGGCGGGGACCAGGUGUGCCCGGCUUCUAUUGCGAGGUCUGCAACCGGACAUACAAAGACAGCACGGGCUACCUCGACCACAUCAACGGCCGGUCCCAUCUCCGAGCGCUUGGCCAGACAACACGAAUUGAACGCUCCACUGUCGAGCAGGUGCGCGCACGGAUAGCUUACUUACGUGAGAAGACGAAAGAGGCGUCAAGUGCCAAGUCUUUCGACUUUGAGCAGCGGCUCACCGAAAUCAGAGACCGCGAGGCGAAGGCGCGUGCAGAGAAAAAGGCCGCGAAGAAGGCUGCACGCGAGCAGGCUCGCGUCGAGCUCGUCAAGGACUCGGCGGGGCAGCAGGGCGAGAACGACAUGAUGGUCGCGAUGGGGUUUAGCGGCUUCGGCACGACAAAAAAGUAA